CUCUACUGUGAGCAGCAAUUUAUGAGUUAGCCAGCACAGCGUUACGCGUAGUGCAACUGUAGUUUUCUUUCCUGUUUUUCCGUUUAUUUAAUAAAAUGGCUACACAUUUAAUCAAGAAUUGCCGGACAUCUGCUUUAUCACAUUUUCUGGGAUUAUCAAGUGGAGCCCAUGGAGUCCGAGCUUUGAGUACAUCAGUCGUUAGAGAUGUUAAUGUGACAACAAAGAGUAAGAAAACAUUGUCUAAGAAUGGACGUAAGAACAUUGUUCUCGUUGAAGGAGUCAGGACUCCAUUCCUCAUGUCAGGAACAGAUUACAAAGAUCUGAUGCCUCAUGACUUGGCAAGAGCAGCCAUGCAGGGGUUAAUCGACAAGACAAACCUCCCCAGAGAUGCUGUUGAUCAUAUCAUCUAUGGUAACGUCAUUCAAGAAGUAAAGACGAGUAAUAUUGCAAGAGAAGCUGCCCUAGGCGCUGGGUUCUCCAAUAAGAUUCCCUGCCACACCGUCACGCUGGCCUGUAUCUCAUCUAAUGUGGCUAUAACUAGCGGUAUGGGCAUGAUCAUGACAGAUCAGGGAGAUUCCUUCAUUGCAGGAGGGGUAGAGUUCAUGUCCGAUGUCCCCAUACGCCACAGCAGACAAAUGCGCAAAUUUAUGCUCACCCAGAACAGGGCCAAGACCACUGGAGCUAAGCUGUCACUUGCUGCUAAGCAUCUUAGCUUAAAAGCUUUGGCACCUGAGUUACCUGCAGUAGCAGAGUUUUCUACGAAUGAGACCAUGGGGCAUUCUGGGGAUAGACUUGCUGCGGCAUUCAACAUAUCUAGGAUAGAACAGGAUGAGUUCAGUAUGCGUUCACACAGCUUGGCGGACAAGGCAUCUAAAGCCGGUUACCUUGAUGAUAGAUUGACCUACCAGGUACCAGGGACAACUAAGAUAGUAGACAACGAUAACGGCAUCAGAGUGUCUUCAAUGGAGCAGAUGGCCAAGCUGAGACCAGCGUUUAUCAGACCUCAUGGUACAGUCACUGCGGCAAAUGCUUCAUUUCUGACUGAUGGAGCAUCUGCCUGUUUGGUGAUGACAGAAAACAAAGCUAAAGAGAUGGGUUACAAACCCAAGGCAUAUCUGAGAGACUUUGUGUAUGUAGCACAAGACCCUAAGGAUCAGCUACUACUUGGACCCGCUUAUGGAACUCCUAAAGUCUUAGAGAAGGCUGGACUAUCAUUAAGCGAUAUCGAUGUGUUUGAAUAUCAUGAAGCAUUCGCUGGUCAGAUCUUGGCUAAUAUGAAGGCAUUAGACUCGGAUUGGUUUUCACAGACCUACAUGGGACGUCAGAAGAAGACCGGUGCUCCAUCUAUGGACAAGCUGAACUUAUGGGGUGGCUCCUUAUCUAUUGGACAUCCCUUUGCUGCAACAGGUGUGCGUCUAGCAAUGACAGCGGCUAACAGACUAGAGAGAGAGGGCGGACAAUAUGCACUCCUUGCUGCAUGUGCCGCUGGUGGACAUGGGCAUGCCAUGGUUCUCGAGAAGUACCCAUCAUAGGACAUUCUAACUUCAAACGCACAGAGUGAGUUCAAUCAAACUUCAAAAGACCACAGUGUGCUUUCAACACAUCCCUAUAAAAGGCUUAAUAUUGAGCUAUCGUCCUAAAUUAAAACCAUGUUGAAAUCUUGAUUUACAUGUAACACCAGAGAUGCCUGGGCUCGAUUUCACAAAGCAAGAACAUUCAUCGUAAUACAAAUUGUCAGUAUUUACCAUAGUGAUGUAUUGUGACACCACACUUUAUUUGGCAACUGCAGUUAAGAUCAGUCUUCGCUCUUUGUGAAAUCGGCCCCUGAGCAUGUUUUUGUCUCCAAUCACAACAAGAUUUAAAUAAAUAAAAAUGAUUUGCUGUAUAACCAAAUCUAAACUAAAGCCCCAUUCAAUGAUUCUUCCUGCGAAUGCGAUUGCGGAACAAAUAAUUCGCAUCAGCUUGAGUGUGCUAUCCACUCCUGCAAAACAUUCGCAGCGAAAACAAGGCUAUGAUGUCAAAAUUUGUUUUUGCAUUCGUAGGAAGUAUGAACCGGGCUUUUUAUAAGGAUGUUUUUGCGGUCCUGUAAAGUCAGUGAUGUUAUAACAGAAGCUCACUUAUUGAGAUGAUUUCACAUUCACUGAUUUCACACAUUCCUGUACAUGUUAUACCUUCCCAUGAAAUUUGAUAAGGUAAAUUUGAUAAAGUCAGUGGUUAAGCCAGGGGAGCAGUGGCCUGCCCCCUCCCCCUUCCAUUGAAAAUAAGUGGUUACACCACUGCAUAAGGUCCAUUAUGACUAAGCUUGGGCGAUAUCACAAUAUUAUCGAAUAUCGCGAUAUUAAUUUGGAAACGAUUUCGAUAUCGGAUGGA
Asterias rubens (European starfish) is the source of this 2370-nucleotide messenger RNA. Its product is annotated as trifunctional enzyme subunit beta, mitochondrial-like. Gene Ontology annotation, molecular function: acyltransferase activity, transferring groups other than amino-acyl groups. Gene Ontology annotation, biological process: fatty acid beta-oxidation. The transcript has 13 exons. Bases 96 to 1532 code for a protein of 478 amino acids. NCBI's taxonomy places the organism in Eukaryota, Metazoa, Echinodermata, Asteroidea, Forcipulatida, Asteriidae. The record is from RefSeq and is a predicted model, not a curated record.